AUGUUUCGCAAGUUAAUAGGCGUAUACAUUAUUCUAGGGUUAGUUUCGGUGUCAGUUUUUACGCUUACAAUUAACAAUGAAUUAGAUGAAUUGGAUGAAGAUAUGGAAGAAUACAGCGAAAGGAAGGGCAAAAUAUUGUUUCCGUUCGUGAGUAUCGUUCGGUUCGCGAACACAGACUGCGCGAACACGAACGUAAUGAACGGAACAUGCCUGGCCCGCCGCGAGUGUAACAAUCUGGGUGGAACCAUCACUGGCACGUGUGCCAACAGGAGAGGCAGGUGCUGCGUAGUUUCUAGAGGCUGCGGUACCACAACAAACGUCAACAAUACUUACUUCUCGAGCCCUGGUUACCCUGCGGCGUUCGGCGGCGGUGCCGCGUGCUCAAUUAUUGUUAAUCGGUGUAACAACAACGUUUGCCAGCUCCGGAUAGAUUUUUUGGACAUGGUGUUGGCACAACCAAACGGCGAUGGUAAUUGCGUAACUGACGCCAUCACAAUAACGGGGGGCAACACUGUUGUUCCCGUGAUCUGUGGAGAUAACACCGGUCAAACUAUAUAUGUGGAUUUCAACGGGAAUGCUGCUAUCACGAUCAGUAUCGCUGCGACUCCCGCUACUGCCUUUAGAAGGAGAUGGAACAUAAGGCUUGUGCAACUGGGCUGUGACUGUCCUGGUAUAGCACCAAAUGGAUGUCUGCAGUACUACAGAGGUGCAACCGGAACAAUAAACAGUUUCAACUACGGCGGUACAGCGAACACAGGCUUGAGUGCGUCGCUGGUGACUGGUACACGGCAACUAGCCAAUUUAAACUACGGCAUCUGCAUUCGGAUGGAAGCCGGCUUUUGUGCUAUCCAGUACGCCCAGAAUGGAGGUCUAUUCACUUUCACGGUAAGCGGCGACGUGGAGGGAGCAGAUAACACAGUUUUGGGAACAGCGGUUGGCGCGGCCAACGACGGAGCUUGUACUACAGAUUUUGUGGUCAUCCCUAACCCGACAGUCGUUGCAACGGGCGUUGCCGUCGGCACAGAUCGGUUCUGUGGCCUCGGCUUCGUCCCCGUGAGCUCUGCAGCGAAACCCUUCGUUUUGUAUGUGGUAACAAAUGGAGAUGAAGGUGCUACGAUUAAUUCACCGCCAGACGUAGCAAACAGAGGAUUCUCUUUAGCAUAUACACAGAUAGCUUGUUAA
Diatraea saccharalis (sugarcane borer) is the source of this 1182-nucleotide messenger RNA. The record is from the annotation of a GenBank genome assembly. NCBI's taxonomy places the organism in Eukaryota, Metazoa, Arthropoda, Insecta, Lepidoptera, Crambidae.